AGUCCAGAGUCUUUCAAGGACAUCUUACAAAAUGCACAUGGAUUUAGUUAAAAAUGCAGAUAUAUCUUCAGCACACUGGUGACAUUUUAGUGAACGUUUUCUAGCCCGUUGAACUUUAGUUCUCCUUCGAAUAACACGCGUGAUUCACGUGAGUCAGGUCGGGAAUCUAGGAUACUGUUGAAUUAAAACUACAGAUAUUUGAAUGUUAAUAUGUUAUAAUGGUUCUCUGAGACCCCAGUGAUAUUUUGUUUCUUCAAGAUUGAAAUGUUUCUUGAAGAUUGAAAAUUUGAAUGGUAUUGAAGAAGAAGAAAUUAACGAUGAGCAUAGAAGCUUCAAGAUGGGUUUUAGGUUUGUUUUACUUAUUUGCUGUUGCAUUAAUCUGGGUUGCUUCUAAUUUUAUUGUACAAUCAGUUAUAUCCGGUGGAGCUUCACCAUUUCUUAUCACUUACAUCUGUAAUUCAUUGUUUACUUUAUGUAUUCCUAUUUUUGAGAUUUAUCGUUAUUUCGAGGACUCUCCAUUAAAACUAUGGUUCUGGUGUUCUAGUAAUGAAAUCAAUAGUCAUAUGGAUAAGGUGAGUGAUUCAGAUGAAGUACCUCUUUUGACGAACAGAAAUGGUUUAAUGCUCGACGAACAAGAUGUGGAUAACCAAUUGGAUGCAAAAGGACGGUUGACUCGUAUAAGAACGGCUAAAGUUAGUUUGUUAUUAUGCCCUUUCUGGUUUCUGGCUUACCUCACUUUUAAUCUCUCACUCAAGUAUACUACUGUAACGUCGAUUACGAUCUUAAGCAACACGUCUAGCCUCUUUGCAUUUUUGUUGUCUCUGUGUUUCUUAGGGGAGAAAUUUACAUGGAUUAAGCUUAUCAGUAUUCUGUUGUGCAUGGGAGGAUCGGUAAUUGUUAGUGUUGGUGAUAUGGAAUCAGGGUUAAAUGCAACUGCUAUUAAGCCUCUCCUUGGAGAUAUUCUUUCUGUUGUCUCAGCUAGUCUAUAUGCCAGCUUCCUUUGUAUUUUCCGUAAACAAAUUCCGGUGGAUGAUGCGGAAAGUGGCCGCGUAAGUAUUCUACAAUUAUAUGGAUAUCUUGGAUUGCUAAACACGGUGAUUUUUCUACCGGUCGUGGCUUUGCUGCAUUUUACAAAGUUGGAGCAGUUGAAUAGUCUUACCUGGAGCCAGACAGGGCUUAUUGUCUGCAAAGGCUUAAUCGAUAACGUGCUCGGAGAUUAUUUAUGGGCAAAAGCUGUUUUACUAACAACAGCAACGGUGGCAACAGCCGGUCUUACAAUUCAAGUGCCUAUGGCUGCUGGUAUUGACGCAAUAAGAGGUCGUGCACCAAGUCUGAUGGAUUACCUUGGAGCUCUAGUAAUCAUGGCUGGAUUUGCUGGUAUAAACAUCCGUGAAUCUGAAAAUGAGAAUGGUGUUCCAAUUGAUGAGAGUUACGACUCAUUACCAGUAAGUAAGAUAUCAGCUAGAACAACCUAGCCACAGCAUCAUGUCUAAUUUUGAAUCUGAGAAUGAGAUAUAUGUCAUAGACGCCUUACUUGUUCAAUGCAUUCUCUACAGAUCCUUGAGUGACUAUGUGAUAUUCUUGUGGGAAGAGUGUUUUGUUGUAUUGAAUUUGUUACGAAACUUACGCAGAGAAAGAGUGAUACUUAUAGUA
Molecule: messenger RNA, 1653 nt
Organism: Papaver somniferum (opium poppy)
Lineage: Eukaryota; Viridiplantae; Streptophyta; Magnoliopsida; Ranunculales; Papaveraceae
Exons: 3
Coding region: 291-1475 (394 amino acids)
Biological process (GO): transmembrane transport; regulation of peptide transport
Cellular component (GO): membrane
Molecular function (GO): transmembrane transporter activity
Source: RefSeq, a predicted model, not a curated record